Molecule: messenger RNA, 1098 nt
Organism: Parnassius mnemosyne (clouded apollo)
Lineage: Eukaryota; Metazoa; Arthropoda; Insecta; Lepidoptera; Papilionidae
Source: the annotation of a GenBank genome assembly
AUGUUUAAUCCUGAUAUCAAUGAUUACCAAUUAACUUCCAUUAUAGCAGAGUGUUGUGGCGGAGUGGCCGUUGUUUAUUCAGCUUUGUACAAGCCAAAUAAUCAAAAUGUGGCUAUCAAGAGAUAUUUUGUGGAUGAAAGCAAAGAGAAAGAGAAAGCAAAUUUGAUACAGCAAGAUAUCCUCACCAGGAAAGAACUGCAGCAUCCCAACAUUCUGUCAUACUUGACAUCUUUUGUCCAUGGCCAAGAGUUGUAUGUGGUGUCCCCAUUAAUGACUUUAGGGUCAUGUCGUGACAUUCUUGAUCGGUAUUUUCAAGAAGGUCUACCAGAGCUUGCCUGUGCUAUUAUAUUGAAAGAUGUCCUACUAGCUUUACAGUAUUUACACAAGCAACUGUUUGUUCACAGAAGUGUCCGCGCUAGUCAUGUUCUUCUGGACACAAAUGGUAGUGUAAAACUGUCAGGGCUCCGUACUGCCGCAUCUAUGAUGGUGCGCGGCAGACGCCAGCGUCAACUACACAAUCUUCCUCCACCUGAUCACGAUAAUGCUAACUUGAUGUGGCUGAGUCCAGAAUUAUUAGAACAGAACUUGAAGGGCUACGACGAACGUUCCGACAUUUAUUCACUGGGCGUACUGUGCUGCGAACUUGCCAACGGCGCGGUUCCCUUCGCGGAAGUGCCCACUACCCUCAUGUUCACGGAGAAAGUAAGGGGAAGCAGGCCUCAGCUACUAGACUGUUCGUCGUUUCCGGAGCCUCUUGACGAUGGGGAGAUGAAGAGUAUGUAUAACACGGACAGCGGGGUGGGUGACAGCGCUGACGGAGUAUCCCGACUGCGGCAAGUGUACGCAAACAGGAAGCUGUCCGACACCUUCCACCACAUCAGUGAGAUGGCGCUGCAGAGAGAUCCAGAGCGACGACCGUCUGCAACGCAGCUUCUGAAUCACGCUUUCUUCAAGCAGAUAAGGAAAACCGACUUCUUGCCAAGUCUCAUCGGUCGCGUGAAGCCCAUCAAAGCUGACCCUAGUGACAUGUCAGCUUUAUUAUUGCAAGAGAAAUUGUCAGAGAUGGAGAUAGAGAAGCAAACGGAGUGGGACUUUUAG